Messenger RNA from Malania oleifera, 963 nucleotides. Its product is annotated as LOB domain-containing protein 1-like. The transcript is spliced from 2 exons. NCBI's taxonomy places the organism in Eukaryota, Viridiplantae, Streptophyta, Magnoliopsida, Santalales, Ximeniaceae. The record is from RefSeq and is a predicted model, not a curated record. The coding region runs from base 25 to 540 and encodes 171 amino acids.
GUUCUAUCGAAUCCUAAUUCAAACAUGAGCCUUGCAGCGUUUGGGCGAGGCAUGGUGCAUCAGUCAUGCGCAGCCUGCCGGAUGCUACGGAAGAGAUGUGACAGCAACUGCAUUCUCGCUCCCUACUUCCCGGGCAAGGAGGUCGAAAAGUUUGCGCUCGUGCACAAGGUGUUUGGCGCCAGCAAUGUCAUCAAGAUGAUUCGGAUGGUGGAGGAAAGCAAGAGAGAAGAUGCAGCUAAAGCAAUAGUGUACGAAGCUAUGGCGAGGCUGAGGGAUCCUGUUUAUGGCAUCACUGGGGCCAUUUUCUACUUGCAGAAGACUGUUGAGGAACUGAAGAUGCAAUUGGUAUCGACGAUAGCUCGGGUUUCGGAGUUGCAGGAACAAAGUGAUCGGCUGUUGGGGAUUCUAACCCGUAAUGCUCAUCAGCUUAAUCAUGAUCUCAUUCCCCUUGCGGACGACCUAGUCCUCCAUGGUGGCAAUAUCUUUUCCUCAGAUGACACAGUGAUGGGCUGGAAUUGGGAUCCCUUAAAUCCCUUCUAGUGCGUCACUAUUUCUUUUGAGCAGGGAAUAGAGAACGGACCGUAGCUAAACAUUUGAUUUGGAUAGCAAGUUUAAUUAAAGGGAAGCUGCCGUUAUUGGGGCUGUGCAGGUUACUUAAUUGAUUAAAAAAGUUGGGAGUUCUUUCCUUCUUUUCCCACCUUCUCUUUUCUUUUUAGACGAUGGAAAAUUAAAAAUGGAGAAAAUUAAAGAGGGAGGCAUGAGUGGGAGAACGCGUAUAAUUCCAUCUGAAUCACAAACAACCUUGUUUUCCUAUUAUGGCAUGUAUGCCUACCUUCAGGUAUGUCUUUUGUUGUAUAUGGGGGCGGUUUUUUGCUUGAAAAAAAAUAUUGGUAAAAGACAAUCACCUCCUUGAGUUUUGAUAAAAAGAUAUUUUGUCAAUUAGAGGAUCCCUUAAAUCGAUAA